Messenger RNA from Lolium rigidum, 993 nucleotides. Its product is annotated as putative ubiquitin-conjugating enzyme E2 38. Lineage: Eukaryota; Viridiplantae; Streptophyta; Magnoliopsida; Poales; Poaceae. Gene Ontology annotation, molecular function: ubiquitin conjugating enzyme activity. The record is from RefSeq and is a predicted model, not a curated record. The transcript is spliced from 3 exons. Bases 329 to 799 code for a protein of 156 amino acids.
CGGAUUCGAGGCACCGCAUGCCGUGGUAUCAACCGCACUUCAGAGUUUGUCUUUUUGACGGUGUCCUCCUUUAUUUUCUCUACAACGCAUCACUAGGGUAGAGAGAUCGGACAGCAGAUCAAUGGUCGAAGACAAGUCAAGCAAUACCACCUUGCAGCAGGUGGCAUUCACUGAUUUCAUUCCACUGAGCUACUACUAUACACACAUCACAUGCACAUCCUUUCAUCUUCCUCCUUCCAGUAGUGCGUGUGAACUGGAUCACCGAAGAAUCCUAACAUGGCCCGGUAGUGCGUGUGAGAUGUGGAAGUGAAACCCAUCGAGUUCAACUAUGCUGCAGAUCCUGGUCUACAUUCAGGCCUUAGUGUUGAAUGCUAAGCCUUAUUUCAACGAACCUGGUCAUGCGGCGUAUGCUAACACACCCGGCGGGGAGAAGCAAUCCCUUUUAUAUAAUGAAGAGACUUUUCUGCUAUCCUGCAGAACUAUGUUGUAUUCGCUUCGCAACCCACCAAACCAUUUUGAGCACUUCAUUGGUGGCCAUUUCCGAAAGUAUGGGCGCGACAUCCUCGUAGGAUGCAAAGCUUACAUGGGUGGUGCCCAGGUUGGAUGCCUCGCUGGAGAUGGAGUGCAAGACGUCGAUGAGGGUGACAAGAGCUGCUCGCAAAACUUCAAGUGCUCACUGGAGACGUUAUUUAAGGGCCUCGUGGAUGAAUUCACCAAUUUAGUUGUGGAUUGUCAUGAGUUCCAAGCCCAGACUGCGACCUCUGUAGUAGCUGCAGCUGACACCACACUGAGGCUAUAAAUAAGCAUAGUAGGUGAUCCCAAGUAGGAGAUUGACAAAGUUUUGUUUUGGUGGAAUAUAACCGUAUAGUAGUUAUUAAUUGGUUCUAUCCUCGGAAAUAUGAUAGGAGAGCACAGGGCUCGCAUUUGUGUGCAACUGAUCUGUGUAGUCCUCUUUUGCAACUAUCUGAACAGAAGUUGCAGCUAUUUAUCCAA